AUGCGGGCUUUAGCCGCCCGCCCUUGGCUCCUUGUUCUCGCGAUGGCGGCCGUAGGAGAUUCGGCAGGUGCACCGAUUGCCAUCGUCACCGGAGGAAAUACCGGCAUCGGCUAUUACACCGCAGGCCAGCUCGCCUCUGUUGGCUAUGCCGUGGUCAUUGGCUGUCGCAGUGUUGCUCGUGGAGAGGCGGCUGCUGCGGCCCUUACAGAGGCAGGAGGCGACGUCAUCAAUCGACAGCUCGACCUCUCCUCCUUCGCUUCCGUGCUGAAAUUCGCAGAGGCCUUCUGGCCAGACCGCUGA
Molecule: messenger RNA, 300 nt
Organism: Symbiodinium sp. CCMP2592
Lineage: Eukaryota; Dinophyceae; Suessiales; Symbiodiniaceae
Source: the annotation of a GenBank genome assembly